Actinia tenebrosa (Australian red waratah sea anemone) is the source of this 2113-nucleotide messenger RNA. Its product is annotated as ras-related protein Rab-11B. Gene Ontology annotation, molecular function: GTP binding; GTPase activity. Lineage: Eukaryota; Metazoa; Cnidaria; Anthozoa; Actiniaria; Actiniidae. The record is from RefSeq and is a predicted model, not a curated record.
CGGAACGAGAGACGUAUUUGCAUGCGUACAAAGAGUGAAAAAUACGCUGCCAUUCGCUUGGAACAAAUCGAACAAAAACGUAGACGGGAUCUAAGCUUCGAACGGUUAUCUAGUCGGCUUACAGACACGGUAAACAACGAAACGAAAAAUUCAUUUAAGAAUGCUCAAUAGAGAAAUACUGUACGACAGGCAAGUCUUCGUAUAGAUCUUACUCCAGUUCCUUGUGCAAUGAAUUAAGACAUUCACAAUCAUUCAUUCAGCAAAUGCCAGCUUGGAAAAUGCUUUAUGAGUUAUAGUUCUAGAAGGAUUAUGAUCAUCCAGCCCGAACGAACUUGAUGCAGUAAACUAUUCAAAAUAUUUCUUUUUCAAACUGACCCCUUAUUUAUUCUAUGACGCAGCUAAGGUGGGAGGCGUUUGGAAUAACCGAGGUCUUGUUUGGUGCUUUAUAACUGUCUACAAGAAAAAUCAUUAGCGUAAUAGACCACGUCGAAGUACACAACUAAAACACAUAAUGAUACGACAAGCAAGCAUCGAAGACAACUACGAUUACCUAUUCAAAGUUGUGCUUAUCGGAGAUUCAGGAGUUGGAAAAUCUAACCUGCUUUCUCGCUACACCAAGAAUGAAUUUCAUUUAGGAUCUAAAGCGACGAUAGGUGUGGAACUUGCUCACAAGAAUAUCGAAAUCGAGGGGAAAAAUGUACGUGCUCAGGUGUGGGAUACUGCAGGACAAGAAAGAUAUCGCGCCAUCACAAGCGCUUACUAUCGUGGAGCCUUAGGUGCUAUUCUGGUCUACGACAUUGCAAAAGGCACAUCGUUUCUCAAUCUAGACAAAUGGAUCCAAGAGUUACGUCAGCACGCAAGUGAAGACUUAUCUGUAAUUCUAGUGGGUAAUAAAUCUGAUCUUAAACACCUGAGGAUGAUUGAAGCUCGUAGAGGCAAACAAUUCGCUGCCGAUAAUGGAAUGCUUUUUAUGGAAACCUCUGCCUUGGACUCGACUAAUGUAAUUGAAGCUUUUGAGAACAUAUUUCGUCAUAUAUACGAUAAAGUCAAAGCUAAAGAGCAAGAGAAAACAGGACAAAUGCUUAAACAAAGUAACGGUUCAUUAGAUGUCAUAAGACCUGUAGAGCUUAAAAAACCAUCGGAUGGUUAUGCACAGGGGGCUAGACCAACAAAAGCGCCGUGCUGCACAACAGUGUAGUAAGAUCUUGCACGUUAUAAAAUGUAAACACUUUAUUAUUUAUCUUAUAAUUUUCAUUAUCAUUAUCAGGAAAAUCCUAGGCAGGUGGUCGAGAAUUAGGAAUUGUAGCCUCCCAGAUAUACCGUUGACCAAGAUUUUAGCGUCCCAUGCAGAUAUACCGUUGACCAAGAUUUUAGCCUCCCAGAUAUACCCUUGACCAAGAUUUUAGCCUCCCAGAUAUACCCUUGACCAAGAUUUUAGCGUCCCAGAUAUAUCGUUGACCAAGAUUUUUCCAGAGAUACUUUUGGACCGAAUAUCUGGUCGUUAACAGAGUUGCAGAAAACCAUGAAUUAUUCUAUUUUUCCAUUUCCGAUAUGCUCCAUGCAGAUGAUGGUAUGGGUCUUUUUUCCCCAAUAGUUGAGAAAAUCUGGGUGGGUUGGCCUGGAAACAGUAGUGCCCUGAUUCACCGGUCGUUUAGGAUUUUACCCUCCACUCGAUCGGAAACAAAGCAUACAGUAAAAGCUUGGUAAAAAUACAACUCUCAAUCAUGUGACCAAGAACACUUAGGUCUUCUCUAAAUUCAACAAUGCCUCAAAGGCACGAAUAACAAAAUAUAUUUUAAAGUCUACACCCAUGCUAGACCACAGUGCACAGCGAGCCUCAUUCGGUAUUAAGAGCAAGUCAUGGGCAACCCCGUAAGUCAACCAAUCUAGGAAAUUAAACGUAAUGCAGGUUAUACCACGUGGUAUCUCACCAAAAGUGCGUGAUAAAUUUAAGAUGUUGCGUGAUAAAUUUAAGAUAUUGCGUGACAACAUGAACAUUAAGGUAAUCUUUAUUCCAGGUGUAAGUCAGUUUGUUAAGAGUUCGUUUUCACGUGAUAUACCGCGAAAUUUAAAAAAACGAACGAUAAAAUAAAGUCUUAUAAGAAUAUGGCAA